This is a messenger RNA of Staurois parvus, 589 nucleotides long. NCBI's taxonomy places the organism in Eukaryota, Metazoa, Chordata, Amphibia, Anura, Ranidae. The record is from the annotation of a GenBank genome assembly.
AUUUAUUGCAUAGUUUGCUUGAAAGGCACCCUCUACAAUUAUGGACAGUCCCAAGGCACCCUCUACAAUUAUCGACAGUUCCGAGGCGCCCUCUACAAUUAUGGACAGUCCCGAGGCAGCCUCUACAAUUAUGGACAGUCCCGAGGCACUCUCUACAAUUAUGGACAGUCCCAAGGCACCCUAUACAAUUAUGGACAGUUCUGAGACACCCUCUACAAUUAUGGACAGUUCCGAGGCACCCUCUACAAUUAUGGACAGUUCCGAGGCACCCUCUACAAUUAUGGACAGUUCCGAGGCACCCUCUACAAUUAUGGACAGUUCCGAGGCACCCUCUACAAUUAUGGACAGUUCCGAGGCACCCUCUACAAUUAUGGACAGUUUUGAGGCACCCUCUACAAUUAUGGACAGUCCCGAGGCACCCUCUACAAUUAUGGACAGUCCCGAGGCACCCUCUACAAUUAUAGACAGUCCCGAGGCACCCUCUACAAUUAUAGACAGUCCCGAGGCACCCUCUACAAUUAUGGACAGUCUCGAGGCACCCUCUACAAUUAUGGACAGUCCCGAGGCACCCUCUACAAUUAUAGACAGU